AUGUAUUGCAGCAUUCCUUUGAAGAAAUCACAGGCGAAAUCAAUUAAAAAACCAAUUUACAAUUAUUUGUGUAAAAGAAAAGGAAAUACAUAUCUGUCUGAACUACAAAAUGAACUAGCAAGGAUUGAUGAAAUUCGAAAGUCAGUUUGCUCCAUAGAGAGUUAUCGCACAGAUCAAGAUAUUUUGACACUUGAGGAAUACCAGUCUAUUUUGGAUAACAUAUCAAACUCAUGUGCACUGUACGAAAGAGAUUGCCUUGAUAUUUCAGUGCGUUGGAGUUCAAUAGAUAACCAGAAACAAUUCCAGGAGUAUAAUUUUAGUUAUGAACGGUCGUUAGUUAUAUUUAACUUAGCCUGCCUCUACUCUCAGCGGGCAUGUAAACAAUAUAACAGUAAUGAUCUCAACGGUGCGAGCUACAAUUUCCUCAAAGCCAGCCAAACAUUUGAAUACAUUUAUUAUGUACUCUCUUUUUCAUUCAGCAACAUCAGCUUACACAACCUUUUGUACGCGUUUUACUGGUCCAUAGAAUAUGAAAAACUAUACAAAACCAGUAAUUCUAAAUGUUCCCAACUAGCUGCUUUGGCUGCCGAGUCCUACUCCUUAUUUGACUCUGCAAGCAAUCUUUUCAAUAAUGCUCGUGCCUCACAGUCCUGGAUUGACAUCUGCGAGAACGCCAAACAGCUUUGUGAGCUUCGCAGAUUAGCAGAUUACUCUCGAAUGUUCAUGAAAGAAAACAAGCGGUUUUCGAAUCCUUAUGGAAAGGGUCUCUGCCUAGCCGAAUAUGUUUUGAAAAAGAUCGAUAGUCUUCCUCGCUAUCUACAAAAGCAGAUGGCUUCAUAUCUUAAUACAAUCCAGGAGAAAAUGAAUAGAGUCAAAGAGAUUAUUAGGUACAAUCAGCUGGAGGCGUAUCUGGUCUCUAUCGGGGAGAUCAUUCUAAUCGACGAGCCCGUCGAAGAACCCCGCGAAUUCUAUGAGCCUGAAGUAACCAGGUCUCAGCUGUUCUACGCUUUUGUUCCUCACAGCGUCACAGACAACAUGUUGAGGUAUGCCGAAACGCUUGCGGUCGAGAUGAAAAACGAGUUGAAUCUUUGGAGUUUGGAGGAGAAGUUGCAGGACGCGGUUCGGCACAGCAACUUUAAUAUAAACUUGUACGCGUUGUCAGAGCAGGAUCUUCAGAACGAAGUCCAUGAGGUUCUCAGCUCGUUCAACGAAGGCAUGUUUAAUACAACCAGUGAAAAGAUCCGGAAUGCCAGAUCGCAGGUUUCAAUCCUGAUGAGUCGUGUAAACGGUUGCCAAAACCAGAUUUGGAGUGAGAAGGAAUGGGAGAGAGAGAAUCGGAAUUUCAUCAUUGAGAACGGAUUGGAUGUGCUUCCAGACCGGUUCUUUUAUGGCAAGCUAAAUGGAUGUGAAACUCAGGUUAGGGAGUUAAACGCGGCCUUACAGGAUGCAGAAAAGAGUUUCAAUUGUCUGGUCGAUGCUUAUGAAUAUGUAAAGAACGGACCAGUAAUUCCGCCUCUCGCGACGACCCUCUACAACCAAUCGAUUCUUGAGUUGAAUGCGAUGUACCAAACGAUUCGGAAAUCGCUCUUAAGUUUGUAUAAACGAUUGGAGCUGUUUGAGAAGGCUGUUCGGAACGAUUAUCAUGCUCACGCGAUGCUUCUGCAGGACCAAGGCAUGGGAUUGGAUUAUGUUAUUCGCCUGGGACGCAGUAGAAUUAGCGAGCUGCGAAAUCGCUAUAAGAUCGAGUACAAUGGAAUCGAACAACAAAUUCGAGAUUUCAAUUGUCGUGCCAUCAAACUGGACAACCAAAUUGAUCCGAGUACGAAUCCUCGAAAAGCAACUAUCAAGAGAAUACUGAGUUUAAAGACCUUGCAUAAUGCGAUUGACAAAAAGAGUGAAGACAUAAGCUCAAUCUAUGAAUCGAUUACGAUGGAACUUGAUCAAAUCUCACAUUCGCUUUCUAGAAGCAUAUCCUCUUUGCAUUCAAGUCUUAAUCAGGCAAGAGCGCAGAUUCGAGUCAAUCCGAAUGAUAGAUAUUGCGAAUGCGGACAGUCGAAAUGCUUCCCUGUUUGUUGUACAAAAGCAAUAAUAAUAGACCUUGUUCAGAAAACCAACUCUGAAACCCCAGUUUCCCCGUUUCCUUCUUCCCAGUAA
Blastocystis hominis is the source of this 2154-nucleotide messenger RNA. RefSeq lists its product as hypothetical. The record is from RefSeq and is a predicted model, not a curated record. The transcript is spliced from 10 exons. NCBI's taxonomy places the organism in Eukaryota, Bigyra, Opalinata, Blastocystidae. The coding region runs from base 1 to 2154 and encodes 717 amino acids.